Molecule: messenger RNA, 489 nt
Organism: Caenorhabditis bovis
Lineage: Eukaryota; Metazoa; Nematoda; Chromadorea; Rhabditida; Rhabditidae
Source: the annotation of a GenBank genome assembly
AUGUGGUUCAUCAUUCCAGCGAAAAGUUAUGCAUUUAUUGAUAAUCGCGGUUACAUGGACUUGGAAUACCAAAAAGUCUUCAAUCUAAGCUCCUCAUUUCUAGCAAGUAUUGCUGCUCUAAUCUUCGGCAUGAUCACAUUGACUUUAACGAUUCCUAUUGCAAUUUUCCUAAUGAAAUCCAAUUUGAAAGUUUCUCAAAUUCGACUCAUAAUUUUCGAGAUUUUUAUGGCAAUUUUCACUUUUAUUUAUGCAUCUGUUCAGGGUACUUUGUAUUAUUCACUUUACGUCACAAGUGAUAUGAAGUUAAGGGACAGUGUUAUGGAUAUUCGCACAUAUGCAAUUGAUAUUUUUAUUUUGCCACAAGCGUGGACUUUGCUUGCAUUAAGUCCAAUGAUUCGAUCGUAUACUUUCAAAUUUGUUACCAAUCAGAUAUCCAGCUUUGAGAGCAAUGUGGAGCACAGUAAUAUGGCAUUUAUAAAACGCAAAUAG